ACAACCCUCAGCUCCUGCACCCCGCGAUGCAGCCGGACCUGACGGCCAGCGCGGGGGUCUACCGUGGCCCCAUGUACGCCCUGCAGGACUCCUCCGACAAGAUCCCCAUGACCAACUCCCCCCUGCUCGACGCCGCCGGCACCUACCCGGGGGACGCCGCCAGGGAUGGCCACUUCACGAACGUGCGGGGCAAAGCCCUGGGCUCCCAGCAUCUCCUCAGCUUGCCCCGGGAGCACGGCAACAGCGCCAGCGGCACGUUCGGCUACCUGGGGGGAAGGCUCACCAUCCCGGGCACCGGGGUGAGUCUGCUGGUGCCCCACGGGGCCAUCCCCCAAGGGAAGUUCUACGAGAUGUACCUGGUCCUCAACAAGACAGAGAGUGCCCUGUGCCGCCCCGUCGUCCUGACCAUUCCCCACUGCGCCGACGUCGGCUCCUCGGAUUGGAUUUACCAACUGAAAACACAGUCCCACCAGGGAAACUGGGAGGAAGUUGUGACCCUGGAUGAGGAGACCCUCAACACUCCCUGCUACUGCCAGCUGGAAGCCAAGUCCUGCCACAUUCUGCUAGACCAGCUGGGCACCUACGUCUUCGUGGGAGAGUCCUACUCCAGGUCAGCCAUCAAGAGGCUCCAGCUGGCAAUCUUCGCCCCCACCGCUUGCACCUCCCUGGAGUACAGCCUCAAGGUCUACUGCUUGGAGGACACGCCAGAUGCUCUGAAGGUAACGUCGCCUUGCGACGCCGGCGUGGGCCGCCCCUGCUCCCCAAAGCUGUUCGCGCGGGCGGCGAGAUGCUGCCGUCUCUCCAUCCACGACAUCCCCCACGCGCUGUGGAGGAGCAAGCUGCUGGCCAAAUACCAGGAAAUCCCCUUCUAUCACAUCUGGAGCGGCAGCCAGCGCGCCCUGCACUGCACCUUCACGCUGGAGAGGUACAGCCAGGCCUCCACCGAGCUCACCUGCAAGAUCUGCGUCCGGCAGGUGGAAGGGGAAGGGCAGAUCUUCCAGCUCCACAUCGCGCUGGGAGAGCACGCCAGCUCCUUCGACACCCUCCGCUCCCACCACAGCGGUGCCACCACCACCACCCAGCUGGGGCCCUACGCCUUCAAAAUCCCCCUCUCCAUCCGGCAGAAGAUCUGUAACAGCCUGGAUGCCCCCAACUCCAGGGGAAACGACUGGAGACUUCUUGCCCAGAAGCUUUCCAUGGACCGGUAUCUGAACUACUUUGCCACCAAAGCCAGCCCCACCGGGGUGCUCCUGGACUUAUGGGAAGCCGAGCACCAAGACGACGGCGAUCUCAACACCCUGGCCAGUGCCUUAGAAGAGAUGGGCAAGAGCGAGAUGCUGGUGGUCAUGGCCACGGAGGGCGACUGCUGA
Molecule: messenger RNA, 1370 nt
Organism: Phaethon lepturus (White-tailed tropicbird)
Lineage: Eukaryota; Metazoa; Chordata; Aves; Phaethontiformes; Phaethontidae
Product: netrin receptor UNC5B-like
Exons: 9
Biological process (GO): anterior/posterior axon guidance; netrin-activated signaling pathway
Cellular component (GO): membrane
Molecular function (GO): netrin receptor activity; protein binding
Source: RefSeq, a predicted model, not a curated record